This is a messenger RNA of Racocetra persica, 646 nucleotides long. Lineage: Eukaryota; Fungi; Glomeromycota; Glomeromycetes; Diversisporales; Gigasporaceae. The record is from the annotation of a GenBank genome assembly.
UGGGUGGUGACACAACAGUACCAGAUUUAAAUCUCGACUUUGAAAAUGCCACACCAACACAAGCAGAAUUGACUCUUCAUGAACAUAUUUCUACUCUUCUCCAACCCACUGAAACGCUUUUGGAUUCUUUACGGCGUUAUGAAGGAUGUGGUGAUCUAAUAAGAAAAGCAAUAUCCAACCCAACACCUGAUAAUGAAGAGGAAGCUUGGCAGGCCGUUCAACCUGUAGUUGCGAAAUUAAAAAAAUAUUUUGAAUAUUCAACCUCUUUAGUACUCUGUGAAGGAAAUGUUAGGAAAAAUAUCGAACAGCAUCAAGCACUCACAAAGCUAUUAGCUGAUAUACUAGAUUUUGCUUUUGAGUUUGACUAUCUGAAGAUGAAAACACCGUCAAUUCAAAAUGAUUUUUCCUAUUACAGAAGAACACUAAGUAGAGGAAAACAUGCAAAUGAAACAGAUUUGAAAACGGCCAUGAUUGAAGAUGAAUUGGCGAACCGAAUUUCCUUGUUCUAUGCAUAUCCGACGCCGAUGUUGAAGACAAUUAUAGAUAUAACUACACUCUUCGUUGAAAAGAAUAGUUUUGGGAAAAGUGUAACUGAAUGUCUAUCGGGAUUGGCUGCUGCAUGUUAUUAUGCAGUUACGAAAAAGAG